Molecule: messenger RNA, 1186 nt
Organism: Galdieria sulphuraria
Lineage: Eukaryota; Rhodophyta; Bangiophyceae; Galdieriales; Galdieriaceae
Product: archaeal ATPase
Exons: 1
Source: RefSeq, a predicted model, not a curated record
AGUAAANGAAUCGAACAAGAGUCGAAGAACUUUUGCCAAUACNGAAUGGAANAAGAUUAUUCGAGAGACACUUUAUUUAGAGACUAUUUACAUUCCUUUGGACGCUACUUCUCANAGUCCNGAUAUUAUAUUCAAAUUACAAUCUCCUGUGGAACCCAAAGUUCUUACUGUUGGAGUUGCUUGNAAAGGACGUUGGAGGUCGGAAGGAAUUGGCUGGUCAGAUAUUAUAGANGAAGCCAAGAAAUUUUUAGAUCCUGUUUANGAUCAAGUCUUAUCCAGUGCAAUGGAUUCUCAUCAUUGUAUGCUUAUUAUCGUNAGUACAAAGUUAUCCUUGAAUGUUUCNAANGAGUUGGGNAAUCAGAGUCGUUGUUACUCCAGUGGAAUGUUUAUUGGAAANGAUUCGUUCAAAGUACCNGANAAUUGNGAACUUGUUAUUCUUUGNGAAAGAGAUGUCCAAAUGCUGAUNGACGAAGAAAUAUUGAGCGGACUNGAAAGAGUAUUUGGUGUUUCUCANAAUCCUCCUUUUUGGGAUUUUGGAUUAGAUUUACUNGANAGAAUCCGNAACAGUUUCUUAAGUUGGCAAUAGAUUCUAACUCAAUCCUUCCCUUUGUUUUGAAGAGCAAAUAACCUUUUUUUUGUAUGUUUGAAACUUGGUUAUUACAACUUAUUUGCUUGUCUUUUGGACACCAUACAGUCUUCUUUGAAAAGAUUUUAUUAGUUGGCUUUCAAGGCUGGCUUAUAAUCGUUUCGUGUCAAUUUGCAAUAAUAUUGCAGAGUUGUAACAAUGAUUCAAAAUGAAUAGACUAUACAUACAUACAUGUUGAUACAACUAGAAUGAAAAAUAUCCUUUCUUGUCCAAAUACUUAGUAAAGUGGUUACCCAAAGGAUAUCUCAAAACAUUCUUCAAGUGUCUGCUAUGUUGUCUUUCUAGUCUGUUGAAAAAAGACUAGUAACUUUUUUACUAUAAUUUUCAAAGACUGAGACAGAAAAAGUUGUUUGUAGAUUUCACUUGGACUGUCCUUCUUGUCUUUUGUUAACUGAAUAGAAGAGAGUUUUCCUCGGUUUUAGACAACAAACGAAGGGAAUGGCAGCAAAAACUUGAGGCUUCCUCUAACUUGAGAACCUGCACUGCGGUCUCAAAAAGAGUUUUAGCUUCUUGAAAUUCGAUAAAAGUUUAGAUUCCUUU